Abrus precatorius (Indian licorice) is the source of this 3780-nucleotide messenger RNA. Its product is annotated as UPF0481 protein At3g47200-like. The transcript has 2 exons. NCBI's taxonomy places the organism in Eukaryota, Viridiplantae, Streptophyta, Magnoliopsida, Fabales, Fabaceae. The record is from RefSeq and is a predicted model, not a curated record. Bases 119 to 1015 code for a protein of 298 amino acids.
AAGGAUCGAAGUCUCUUUUGCGUCAACGGGUGGACGGAUCUUUGCGUGUUCUCAGAGUGGAGAAGAAUUUUUUAUUCCACAAACCAUCUCGCAUUCCAUUUCAUUCAAACUCUGAUAGAUGGAAGGAAGGAACCGUGAUGAAGUUGCAAUUAAGAUUGAAAAUAUGUUGGAAAAGGCAGAACCGCUCUUGAACAGUGAAAAUUGCAUCCACAGGGUGCACACUGAACUCCGCAAUUUAAAUAAAGAAGCAUACACUCCGCAGGUUGUUUCAAUUGGCCCUUUUCACAAGGGUUGUGAAAGGCUGCAAAAUAUGGAAAGCCUCAAACAGAUGUAUUGCCAAAAAUUCAUUCAACGAGCAGAGACAGUGACAGGGACAACCUUGGACAAUUUGGUCAAGUGUGUGCAAGACUCUGAGUCAGAUGUUCGUCGUUGUUAUUCCGACAACAUGAACCUUACUCCGGAGGAAUUUGUGGAGUUGAUAUUAGUGGAUUGUGGUUUCAUAAUUGAGCUUUUCAUUAGGAACUAUGAUGAUUGGCCUAAUAAUGAUGGGAGCCACGAGGAUCACGCCGUGUCAUUUAAACCUUGGUUGACAACUGCUAUAGAGUUGGAUUUAAUAUUACUCGAGAAUCAACUUCCUUUUUCUGUUCUUGAAAAGCUCUACAACCAAGCUUUCAACUCUGAUUUUGACCCUUCAUUUUCGAAGCUCACUUUUAAAUAUUUUGGUGAGUAUAACACACUGAAGUUGAAACCCACAUUUACCCCAAAACACUUCACUGAUCUGCUCAGAACAUUUCACUUGCAACCAGAUGGUAGCCGACCUCAAAGAGAAGGCAGUGUUAUGCAAAUUAAAAGUGCAACAGAGUUAACUGAAGCAGGAGUGAAGUUCAGGGUAAAUGAAAAGAGCAAUUGCUUCCUAGAUUUGAAAUUUUCAGAGAACUGUCUUGAAAUUCCGAAGUUUAGAGUGGAGGAUUCGACUGAAAUUUUAUUUAGGAAUAUGGUGGCUUUGGAGCAAUGAAACUACCCUGAUGAAUCCUACAUCACCGACUAUGUUGUUGUCUUGGAUUACCUAAUCAACACAGAAAAAGAUGUGAAUGUGUUGGUUCAAAAUGAAAUAAUUAGUAAUUGGAUAGGUGAUGGCAAUGCUGUGGCUAACCUGUACAAUGGCCUAUGGAAAAAUAUCACUCAAGAAAAAUUCAAUUCAGAUUAUUUUAAAAUUUGCAAAGGGUUGAAUGAGUACUGCAAACAUCCUUUGAACAGAGGAAUGGCAACAUUGAGACGUGAUUAUUGCAAGACUCAAUGGCAAAUGGUUGCCUCUAUUGCUGCAUUUGUACUUCUUGUUCUUACCAUUAUUCAAACUGUCUGUUCAAUCCUCCAAGUUGUGCAACAAUAGGUUAAUGCUUAGUUUAGGUUGCUUCUAAUAAUAUUUACAUCAUUGCUUAAUGUAACAGAAGAGUGUUUUAUGUACCCUAAGUAGGUAGGAUUUUAUGUUUGCAUGUUUCCAAUUUCAAGUGUCUAAAUGGUUCAAUUUCCUUGUCUUAUUAUGGAGUGCGCAUCCAUUGGUGUUGAUUUUAUUUACAUCAUUGUGGCAGGAGUGUGAAAGCUAUUUUUUCCAACAAAUAUUUGUAAUUCAGUCUGAAUUGGAAGGUUUUAUGAAUGAUAAUUUUUUUUUCUGAAUUCAAGAAUUAUUUAGAAAUUGUCCUGUUUAUAAUCUUAACGUUAAGCGAAUUUAAUUCAUAGGAAUGGAGAUGGGACCAGGCUAAAAAGAUCAUCAAAAUAAGUUUGAAGAUUCAAGACAAAAUAUUGAAAGAUUAGAGAAAAAUUAAGACACGUAUACAAAAAUGUAAAAAAGUAUUUCUUAUCUCUUAUAAGUACAAUAUCCAAGUGUUUCUAACUAGUAUUAUCUUUUUUUAUUCAAUUAAAGUUGAUUAAAUUUUUUUAUUCAAUUUCAAGAAAAGUUGGCUAAAUUAAUUUAUUAUAGUAAGUUCAUAAAACAUCUUAUCAAAAGAAAUAAAUUUAAAAUUAAAACAGCACUUAAAUAAAUUAUAUUCUAUGCAUGUAUUCCAAAAUAUAUAUUAACUACCAAUUUUUUGGAUGAAAUGAUAAAACAAAAAUAAAGAGUAGGAAAUUUUAUUUUUCAUUAUAAAGAAUCAUUUAACAUGUCACAAAGAUACUUUAUCUUUCAACUUACACUUACCGCUUUUAACUAACCCAAUAUUACCAAAGAAAUAAUUACGGGAAUAGAAAAAGUAAGAGCGGUUAAAAGGGGAGGUUUGACACUUGUUUAUAUAUUUAGGUAAAUAACAAUGAUCUUACAAACUUACUAGUAGAUAUUACUAUUUAUAUUGGCCUUCUAAAUCCUAAACCCUAAAACCUUAAACUUACUGAAUAUGAUUUGACAAAAAAUGGACCAACUAAAGGAAGAACUUGGAGAGAAUGGAGAUGGAGCGUAAAGCAUUUAAUGACAACAAAUGUAAAAUUGGAUAGUAAGUAAAAGUUUGGAUAGAAAACAAUCACAACAUCAAGACACAAGAAGGGGUUGAAACAAAGUGAAUUUACAACAGUGAGCUUGUUAAAUGUUUGUGCUCACUUAGAACAAGUCAGCAUGGGGAAUGGGUUCAUGAUUAUAUAAAAUGGAAUCAUUAGUUGAAUGUCAUUGUUUGAGUCAUCACCCACAAUAAUAUUAUGAUGUCGAAACUCCGUCAUUGGCCAUGUAAGAGAUUGAAUCAUCAAAGAAAUUAAGAAGUGCAAAGGAGAGAGAGAAAGAGAGGGAAAGAUUGGUGUAAAAUUAACUUGCAAUCAUAAAAAAUAUUAGAAGUAAUUGAUCAGAUACGUAUUGAACACUGUACUUAAAGAUGAUGUGUCAUCUCUCGCAGACCCUUCUAGGAUAAACUUGGGUUCAUGAACUCGAAAAAUAGAAUUAAAAUACUGAGUAGUGGAUUUAAAAUGGCUAUUGAUUUCAACAAAUCAACGAAGAUUAUUUGAAAAGGAAAAGGGAAAGACAGUAAAAUGUGAUUAUAGCUGUGGAAAGACUUUUUAGUUGCUCCUAGACUAAUGAUACAAUGCCAAUGCCAUGAUUUACAUUUGGACUUUCUUUAAUGUUCUACACGAUAUUAUGCGAUUCUUCUUACAUUCAAAAAUUUGCAUCAUAUUUUAACAAAUUCUAAUGAUUAGAAGAUGAAAGAAGGGGUUGAAACAAACUGAAUUUACUACGGUGAGUUUGUUAAAUGUUUGAAGCAAAAUCUAAAGAACUUGCAUCAUACACGAUAUCCCAUUGAGAAUCCAUCAACAAAUGUGACUUGACCAUUAUCAUCAAAGGUAAAAGCGGCGGUGAUUUCGACCGUGGUCUGCAAAGCGGGUACAGGCCAGUACACAUGAAUAACUAUAUUGUUCUGAGCCCAUGCCAUUGAAAUUUCAUAAGAUGUAGUUCGGUAUAUCGCCACAACUGCAGUCUCAGGCCCAAGCUCAGCCUGAGGCUGAUCUGGGUUUGGUGGAGUAGGGAGCAUCAUCCAUGGAAGAUGCUGAUCUGGAUUCCCUGGGAUAAGCCAAAAUGUAACUGCAUCAUCCCUGGGAUUCGGAGCUCCAUCAAAUCCAUUCCUGUUUUCUGCCCCACCAUUCCUCGCCACUGGUUGUCUUGGAAGUGGAAGAUUAGGAGGAAUUGCACCCUGUUGCGGGACUAAAUAAUUUGAACAAUAUCUAAGCACAGGACCACCAAAUCCCUCCCACUCCUGUCAAAAAUACAUCAACCAAAUGCAUCGUUAAUGACAUUCACAACUAUAUAUA